Messenger RNA from Laccaria bicolor S238N-H82, 2160 nucleotides. RefSeq lists its product as uncharacterized. The record is from RefSeq and is a predicted model, not a curated record. The transcript is spliced from 13 exons. The coding region runs from base 1 to 2160 and encodes 719 amino acids. Lineage: Eukaryota; Fungi; Basidiomycota; Agaricomycetes; Agaricales; Hydnangiaceae.
AUGUUCAUCCCAGGAGACACAAACAUUCACUCUCCUUCUUUAUUACGUUGCGCGUCACUCUCGCCCUCAGCUAGUGAUACGCCCGCCAACCUAUCCUGUCAUCCCCGGAUCCCUGGCUACUUACGGGGUGAGGCGGACGCGAACGCACAAAUCUACCUACCGGAGCAACACGAGCGGUGGUCUAGGGACCACCUCUGCCACCUUUCGUACCUCUCGUCGAAAAAAGACAUCGUCCUUCUUGGUGCUGCCUCAGAAAUUAGAAUACUUACCUUGAGGAUACUCUGCAGCUGCCGCUCGGCUGAUCAAUUCGCUCUCCAAAGAGUCGACAUUUGGACAUUCGACAAACAUGGCAGCGUCGUGAAGCUGUCGUAUGGCUUGCUUGAACCAAACUCGACAAGUGAGCACGAGUUCACGCCCGUAAUCUAUUUUUGGGACGGCCAUUGGAAUGUCGCGGAGAGCUGCGAAGAUUGCGUUUGGCUGAAAAACCGAUCCUGCCCUGCAGAAAUGAGUGAAGCGGUAGUGCGCCACCCCAGAGUAAGGACUUACAUCGAAGCAUUACGUCACUCCUCCGGUUUACAAGUCACCUGGUACCUCCCUAUGGAGGUCUACACUCAGCGAUUAUCGCUAAAUACACAAUCACCGGUAUAUCUACGACUUUUUAUUCUAAAGGCGGUAGUCCCAGGUAGGGCAUCGAUUCAAGGAGUCAUACAACUCAAUCCUUACGCCCCCCAUCUGCGACUCGGAAUCAUGAACAGCACUACCAGCUAUGUUCCCAACGGUAUAUACGCAGCUCUCACUCGAACCGACGUUCCGGGCACAUUUCAUUGGAUGAUCUACCUCUGUAUUGUGGUACUAGCCGUAACCUUCACCAAGAUUGGCCAACUGGCAGAUGGAUUAAAUCACGAAACGCUCGAUCUAUAUCUGAGAGAUAUUACCAUGACCGUAGACACCCAAGUCAAUCGCGAACGAACUUUCAGCUGUCGGGUCUGGUUCCGUGAAGCUAUCCGCUGCUUGAAUGAUUCCGGCAUGUUUGUCAGCUGCUCACAGAAGCGCUUGGAGUUGCUCGAAGCUGAGUUGCCCAGCAACUCAAUGUUCAGCAAGUUGGCACGGUACUCUUGGUCUUGGAUCGCUUCCAAAUUUCUUGUUCUUCCAAAGUGGAUCUGGCUUCAUUGUUUUCCGUCCUCCAUCCGUCUUUGGGCAUACCGAUACAUGGAAUUUCAUGGCUACGGCGUCCAAACUGGGCCUUUCGGCGUUACCAGAUUACCAUUUGGAGUAGUGUUGAAGUUUACCACUCGCCCACCCCAAUACGAAGUCCAAAAUAUGCGUUUUGUAGCAAGAAACACGUCUAUCCCCGUUCCAAUUGUGUACGACUUCAUCAGUUUCCCAGCUCCGAAAGGCUACUACAUUUCGGAGUCACAACCAGCUCCAUUGCAUGGAAUCAUCGUUAUGUCAUUCAUUGAAGGGGAGAGGUUGUCGGGUUGGAUCCAAAAUCGCACAGAUUGGCCUCCGGAAUUUGAAGUGCAGAUCGCGAGGCUGAUGGCCGGAAACUUUAGGGGAGAUGAAUUCAACCAAUGCAGGAAAAUACUGGAUGGAUGUGAACCCUCCCUACGUCUCUCAGACUCCCAGAAACUUUUGGAGGAUCUUCGAAAUGCCAUUCGUGAGCUUCGAAGUCUACCACCACCGAGCUCCGGCCCCAUCUCAGGUUUAAAUGGUGGUCCGCUGAUUUGGAGCCAUGCAUCAGACCCACAGUUAAUCGAGCCAUUUGAGAACAUUGACGCAUUCCACGAGAUGUUAUUAUCUCGUGUCGGACGUAAAUGGCGUCUCCCAAAAAUUCGUCGGCUCGCAGAACCUGUGCAUGCAAAGCAGCACAGAAUUUGCUUCACACACGCAGAUUUGCAUCAAGGAAACAUCCUUGUAAGGGAUGGCCAACUUGCUGGAAUAAUCGAUUGGGAGUUCUCUGGAUGGUAUCCCGAAUACUGGGAGUGGAUCAGAAUCAGGACCCAGUCUAUGCGCAUCAAGCCUAUUCUCGCAUUGUGGGAUGCUGUUGGUGCAUUCGCAAAAGAUGAGUAUAAAGAUGAAAGGAUCCUUCAUAAAGCCCUCCUCAGCAGCGCAGGAGAUACUGCCGUUGGUGACGAACACUUUGUGGAUGGGGAAAUCUGA